AUGCAAGGUGUGCGGCAUCAACAGGCCUCGGUGGCUGUCGAGAAUUACUCGGCUUCUACCGAUGGGCAGUCUGGCGCCCAGCACCAGUCCCCUAAUUGGCCUGUCCCCAAGAACGUCGCAUUUGAACUUCUUCUCGAUGAGAACUCAAAAGUUCGAGCUCGGAUACCCAUGCGCGUUCAGAUAUUUCCUCAUGAUACCACUGAUUCCAUCGUGACCACCGUCAAGAAUUUCUAUGGUAUCUAUGAGGGCGCUGCGAGCGGUGUCAGCUUCGAGGACGAGCAUGGCACCACUCUCAUUGCGAGAUAUGAGAAUUUGAGAAACAAUAUGACUGUGUAUGUUCGAGUGAUUCCGGUCCAUGCUUAUCCUGAAGCCUAUGGAGAGCAUCACUAUGGUUCUGCUCAAUUGGACGGUCGCAAGCGUCCCAGUCUGGGCGAGCCAUUCCAGAUGGCGCCACAGCCAGCUCAUGUUCUAGAGUAUGGUCAGCCGCCUUCUCGACCGACAUCUAGAGUCGCCAGAAAGCGCAGCACAUCUCCAUCAGGGCGAAGUCGUCGCAGCGCCUCUCAGCAUAAAACAUCCCGACUGGGAAAUAAAAGCCGUGGCUCUAGCACACAUGGCAGCUUCCAGGACGAUGGAAUGGGCGGAUACAGUGACAGCGAUGGCGGUCACGGGUCUAUCACUGGUUCGAAGAAGGCCAGGAGUGAACAAUUCGCUAGUUCUGAUAUCAGCAUGGAGAAUAUUCUCCACGACGGCCGCAGAAAGCGCCCGAAGUUUGACAGCUCGGAAUUGCCUCUCUUUGUUCCACCUCAAGUCCCCCUCACCACGUCUACUUCAUCUAUAUCCCCUCAGCGCCGAUCUACUGGCCAAGAAGGAGCCAUUUCCCCUUUCGCUCGUCCCGCGCAGCCCACCUACAAUUACCAACAGCCCCUACCAUCCCCACAGAGCUACGGGUAUAACGAGCAGGCUUAUGGAAAUGGUUCGGCACGGCAUUCUAUGUAUGCUACACCUAUCGUCCCAGAGCAUGGCCAUCGUUUGCGCGAGCGCGCAGGAACUCAAUCGUCGGGUACUUAUGCAUAUGGGAGCCGUCCAAGCGGACCUGGCGUCUUACCGACGCCGGACCCUACAAUUGCAAGCUGUAUCUCUGACGAGGAUGUCGCUAUGCAGCUGAUCCGACUCGGAGAUGCCUCUAACUUCUCCCACGGUCGCACCUCUGCGUCUACGUUGGAUGAUGGAUUCAGCGGAGCCGCUGACGCAUCGUCCACCGGUGCGACCAGUGAUGGUGGUGAAAGCGACAUUGAUGACGCUGAGCUUCCGCCACACUCGAAGCAUAAACUCGAGUCAAGCCCAAUGCUUCCUCCUGGCGCAAUUAGACGGACUCACAAGCAAUUGGAUGACAUCCUACCCAGUUUUGACAGCACUGAUGUUAGCGGAGACGAGGGUGAUGAAGACUACCGGCAAGAGGACGGGCACGAAGGUCUUGUUAAGAGCGAGCCGGAUGACGACGCUCUGUACACCGAAUCGGGCCCGAAGGCUAAGAAGACCAAGACCAGGGCUUCCAGCAGCGUCACCAACAAAUCCGCAGGCUCUAAGGCCAUCACAGGCAAGGCGAUCAAGAGUAACAAGAGUCGCCCUGCGGUUGUUUCCCGUAAGCCCAAGGUCGUGCCCGCGGUCAGCACACAAAAGAUGGCACCUCCCCAGAUGGUUAGCCCCAUCCCUUCCCACAGAUCCCCUGAAUCAGAGGUUAACUUUCAGGCUCAGCUCGCUGCGGAUGAAGAAGAUCUGUCGACGAAGCCGCGCUGCCAACGUUGCCGUAAGAGCAAGAAAGGUUGCGAUCGCCAGCGUCCUUGCCAGCGUUGCAAGGAUGCCGGCAUUGGCAUCGAAGGAUGCAUCAGUGAAGACGAAGGCAAUGGUCGCAAAGGCCGCUAUGGACGUCACAUGGGUGUUCCAGUGAAGAAAGCGAUGGAGGCCACUGAAUCCAACCACGACAUGCCGCCAAUUGGAUCUGCUAUUGUCGCUGCGCCUCCUCUGGUAGCGGCUUCAGACAAGAACAAGAAGCGAAAGCGCUAG
This is a messenger RNA of Paecilomyces variotii, 2064 nucleotides long. Its product is annotated as putative C6 finger domain protein. The record is from RefSeq and is a predicted model, not a curated record. Gene Ontology annotation, molecular function: zinc ion binding; DNA-binding transcription factor activity, RNA polymerase II-specific. Gene Ontology annotation, biological process: regulation of DNA-templated transcription. The transcript is spliced from 2 exons. The coding region runs from base 1 to 2064 and encodes 687 amino acids. NCBI's taxonomy places the organism in Eukaryota, Fungi, Ascomycota, Eurotiomycetes, Eurotiales, Thermoascaceae.